Messenger RNA from Notolabrus celidotus (New Zealand spotty), 1288 nucleotides. It is a transcript of the gene cryl1, whose product is annotated as crystallin, lambda 1. The transcript is spliced from 9 exons. NCBI's taxonomy places the organism in Eukaryota, Metazoa, Chordata, Actinopteri, Labriformes, Labridae. Bases 92 to 1045 code for a protein of 317 amino acids. The record is from RefSeq and is a predicted model, not a curated record. Gene Ontology annotation, molecular function: L-gulonate 3-dehydrogenase activity; NAD+ binding. Gene Ontology annotation, biological process: fatty acid metabolic process.
CUUCCAUACCGGUCCUGAGCAGCGUGACUCCGAGGGGGCGUGGCUACAGUUUUCAUAAAGAUACUCUACUCUCUGCUCUGAAUCGAAUAACAUGAGCUCCCCGGACAAGAAGACUAUAACCGUAAUCGGCAGCGGGCUGAUUGGCCGCUCCUGGUCCAUGGUCUUUGUCAGUGGAGGCUACAGUGUGAGAAUCUAUGACAACCAACCUGGGCAGGCUGCCAAUGCCAUCAAAGAGAUCAGGAAACAGCUGGAGGAGCUGGAGGGAGUCCACAUGCUGAGAGGAGAGCUGGCGGCCUCGCAGCAGGUUGCCCUGAUCAGCUGCUUCGAUGACUUGGCUCAGGCUCUGGAGGGAGCCUUCUUCGUGCAGGAGUGCGUCUUCGAGCAGCUGGAGGUGAAGCAGAGCGUCUUCCAGGACAUCGAGCGUCUCGUUGGAAAAGACGUCGUCCUGAGCAGCUCCACUUCCUGUCUGGUGCCGAGCAACGUCUUCUCUAAAGUGCAGAACAAGAGUCGCUGCAUCGUCUCCCACCCGGUAAACCCACCCUACUAUGUCAAACUGGUGGAGCUGGUACCUCACCCAGAGACUACAUCGACCGUUAUGGACACCACCCAUGCCCUUAUGACCAAGGUUGGCCAGGCGCCCGUCCGUCUAAGGAAGGAGAUUGAUGGCUUCGCUCUAAACAGAGUGCAGGCGGCCAUUAUCGCCGAGUCCUGGAGGCUGGUCCAGGAUGGCGUUAUCUCUGUUAAGGACAUCGACCUGGUGAUGUCAGAGGGGCUGGGGAUGCGUUACGCCUUCAUUGGUCCCAUGGAAACGAUUCACCUCAACGCACCAGAAGGUUUGGAAGACUACAUGAAACGUUACGGAGAGGGCAUAACAAGAGUCCUGAAGUCUUUCGGGCCUGUACCGGACUUCUGCGGCGAGGGAUCGAAAAGCAUCGCUAAUGAGAUGUGUGAGCUGAUUCCCAAUGACCGGCAGCAUCUGUCGGCCAGGAUGGAGAGGAGGGACCAGCUCCUCAUGUCUCUGUCCAAGCUGAAGAAGGAGCACUGAGGACGACGAGACCUGAAGUUUCAUGAUUCUUCUAAAUGUUGCUGACCUCUGAGGGAGGCUUUUCUUAACUCCUGUUAUGCCAGAUAAAUAAAAAUGAAUGCAACCUUUUAAAUUUGGUUGAUGAACUGUAAUCUAAAUAAGAGAUCUGAGAAGACUGAUUUUUUAUUUCUUUUGUAAGUAAUCCUGGAAUAAAAGAAAUCCUAACCUCAAGGACGAAGGUAUAUGGGAUUACAUUUGUCUGUA